Molecule: messenger RNA, 585 nt
Organism: Saccostrea echinata
Lineage: Eukaryota; Metazoa; Mollusca; Bivalvia; Ostreida; Ostreidae
Product: heat shock 70 kDa protein 12B-like
Exons: 4
Coding region: 13-585 (190 amino acids)
Molecular function (GO): ATP binding; ATP-dependent protein folding chaperone
Source: RefSeq, a predicted model, not a curated record
UACCUGCAAUAGAUGUUUUUUUCCAAUUCAAUCAAGUACCUGAAAAACCACUUUUUGAAAACUUUGGGAGAUAGAUUGCCCGAUGCAUCAAUUGAAGAUGUGUUGUUCGUUCUGACGGUACCUGCAAUUUGGAGAGACUCGGCAAAGGAAAUCAUGAGAGAGGCAGCAAUAAAUGCAGGGAUUCCUUCAAGAAGAAUAACCCUAGCUUUAGAACCAGAAGCGGCUUCUAUUUUGUGUCAAAAUAUCCCCAUUGAAAAGUUGCCCAGUGGAAAAGGAUUCACCAUUUCUCAAGCAGGGACCCAGUACCUCAUUGCUGAUAUCGGAGGUGGAACGGGUGAUUUUACUGUCCACGAGAAACAAGAAAACGGCACUCUGAAAGAAAUAAGCAAGGCAAGUGGGGGUGCAUAUGGUGGUAUCAAUGUUGACAGGAAGUUCUUUCAAUUUCUUCAAAAGGUUAUUGGUGCAAGAGCAUUGCAACAGCUAAAGGACAAGGAGAUAGGCGACUAUUUAGAUUUACUUCGUGAUUUCGAAAAUAAAAAGAGAACCGUUAAUUUUGAUGAAGAAAAGUCAUACGUUAUAAACUAA